Messenger RNA from Manduca sexta (tobacco hornworm), 1148 nucleotides. RefSeq names its product transcription initiation factor TFIID subunit 8 (gene Taf8). The record is from RefSeq and is a predicted model, not a curated record. Gene Ontology annotation, biological process: transcription initiation at RNA polymerase II promoter. Gene Ontology annotation, cellular component: transcription factor TFIID complex. The transcript has 6 exons. Gene Ontology annotation, molecular function: protein heterodimerization activity. The coding region runs from base 258 to 1091 and encodes 277 amino acids. NCBI's taxonomy places the organism in Eukaryota, Metazoa, Arthropoda, Insecta, Lepidoptera, Sphingidae.
AUAUAUAUAUAUUACAAUUCUAUUUGCUUACAAAGAUAAAUUGCCUAAUUGGUUUGUGGACAGUGAAACUGUGAUAGAUUUUUUUUUGUUGAACUUUGGAAUACAAUCUACAAUGAAGCUCCGAAUUAGAGCAUCUGGCUUAUAAACAAACUAUGAAUUCAUAAUAAAGCAAGUUGAACACCGUCUUGAAGCAGUCUUGUUUUUUUACAAUUACAAAUAAUAUCUGAUCAUUUUUAAAGUGGAAUAAUUUAGCGACAAUGUCGGAGAUUUUAGAGAAAACAGAAAGUGGAUCCGAUGCUCGACGACGAAUACUAAAUAUUGCGGUCUCCACAAUUCUUUUAGAAGCUGGAUUCGAUGCAGCCGAUAAAAUGUCAUUAGAAACUUUAACUGAAAUGCUGCAAUGUUUUUUAUCAGAGGUUGGUAAUUCAGCGAAAGGCUAUUGUGAACUUUCUGGCAGAGUAGAACCAGUUCUGGGAGAUGUUAUGAUGGCUCUUCUUAAUAUGGGUAUAAAUUUGCAUGGACUAGAACAAUAUGCAGCUCGUCCAAACAGACAUGUGAUCCAACCUCCACAACAAGCGCCAACUCCAAGGACACCGGCCAUGUUGUCUGCAGGUUCAAAAGCGAAACCUGCUCCUCACAUACCAUUUCAUUUGCCGCCACUGCCAGAUCCUCAUGCUUAUAUAAGGACACCAACUCACAAACAACCUGUUACUGAGUAUGAGGCAAUUCGAGAAAAAGCAGCAUCACAGAAGAGGGAUAUUGAGAGAGCUCUAACAAAAUUCUUGGCAAAAACAAGUGAAACUCACAACUUGUUUAAUACAGAAGACAAUCAAGUUUUUCCAUUAAUUGCAUGUAAGCCAACAUUCCCAGCAUAUCUGCCAUGCUUACUACCAACAGAUCAAGUGUUUGAUUUUGAUGAAUUGGAAUAUCAUUUCCAAGUGGCCAAUCGCACUGAGGAUAUGCCUACAGAAAAGAAAGAUCAAUCUGAUAAUGAGGGUGAAAAUGGUGCUGACAAUGAAAAUGCGAAUUCCCAACCCGAGAAUCAAGACUUGGUGGCAUCAAGUCCAGAUCGAAAUAAAUCUGGUGGAUAAAUGUUUAUAAUUUUUAAGAGAGAUAUAUUUAAUUAGAAUAUAAAAAUAUUGCUACAA